AUGCGACCCCACCUCUCCGCCAAGUACCGCGCCUCCACCACGGAGCCUCACGCCAGGAGAAAGUCUAAGAUCUCCGCCUCAAGAAAGCUGCAGCUGAAGACCCUGAUGCUGCAGGUGGCGAAGCAGGAGUUGGAGCGGGAGGCGGAGGAGCGACGCGGAGAGAAGGGGCGCGCUCUGAGCGCGCGGUGCGAGCCUCUGGAGUUGGCCGGGCUGGGCGUCGCGGAGCUGCAGGACUUGUGCCGACAGCUGCACGCCCGCGUGGACAAGGUGGAUGAGGAGAGAUACGAUGUGGAGGCGAAGGUCACCAAGAAUGUCUCCGAGAUCGCAGACCUCACCCAGAAGGUGUUGGAUCUCCGCGGCAAGUUCAAGCGGCCCACGCUGCGGAGGGUGCGCAUCUCGGCGGACGCCAUGAUGCAGGCGCUGCUGGGCACGCGCGCCAAGGAGUCCCUGGACCUGCGCGCCAACCUCAAGCAGGUGAAGAAGGAGGACACGGAGAAGGAGAACCGCGAGGUCGGGGACUGGCGCAAGAACAUCGACGCGCUGAGCGGGAUGGAGGGCCGCAAGAAGAAGUUCGAGGGCUGAGCUGCGCCG
Messenger RNA from Condylura cristata (star-nosed mole), 591 nucleotides. RefSeq names its product troponin I type 3 (cardiac) (gene TNNI3). The transcript is spliced from 6 exons. The record is from RefSeq and is a predicted model, not a curated record. Gene Ontology annotation, cellular component: troponin complex. NCBI's taxonomy places the organism in Eukaryota, Metazoa, Chordata, Mammalia, Eulipotyphla, Talpidae. Gene Ontology annotation, biological process: muscle contraction. The coding region runs from base 1 to 582 and encodes 193 amino acids.